This is a messenger RNA of Pyrus x bretschneideri (Chinese white pear), 1518 nucleotides long. Its product is annotated as putative methylesterase 14, chloroplastic. The transcript has 5 exons. Gene Ontology annotation, biological process: salicylic acid metabolic process; jasmonic acid metabolic process. Bases 297 to 1334 code for a protein of 345 amino acids. Gene Ontology annotation, molecular function: methyl salicylate esterase activity; methyl jasmonate esterase activity; methyl indole-3-acetate esterase activity. Lineage: Eukaryota; Viridiplantae; Streptophyta; Magnoliopsida; Rosales; Rosaceae. The record is from RefSeq and is a predicted model, not a curated record.
AGGGAGAGUUUUUCAUCGCACAUUGCACAGCACACGUUCUUAUUUGUUAAUCCCAACCAACUUCUCUCACCUACUCUCUCUCUCUCUCUCUCUCUCUCUCUCACAGAGUAAAGAAAAAAAAAACGGAUAGAAAGUUCAUCAGCUUUGGUACCAAAGACUGCAUCUUUACGGACAGACAGUUGCAUCUUGCUUCACCAAGACAUCAUUUUCCAGGAAAAUGUGCUGACUUUCUCCCAUUUUCUGGGGAAAUUUGCCGAAAACGAAUCUGGGUUGUGCUUAGAAUUGCUUGUCCGACAAUGGGUAAUCGAUUUAUUUGCAUGUCAAGGAAGGACACCAAAGAAAAUGGAUCGAGAAGCAAGAGAAUGAAUCGCUCGCAGAGGAAACUGAUCGCGGAGGAAGACUUGCUGCACAGGCAAGCUCUGUCUAUGGUUCUUCAACAACAUCAAUCGUCGCAGAGGUUUGACGGAUCCAUGUCCAGGAGGAUUGGGGGGUCCACAAGCUCCAGGAGACUCGCCUCUGAUCCAUUGACUAAUGUGAAGCAGGGACCAGAAUUUUUGGAGAAGCUUACGUCAAAAAAGUUCAUUCUUGUACAUGGAGGAGGAUUUGGGGCAUGGUGUUGGUACAAAACAAUUGCUCUACUAGAGGAAGCGGGAUUGCUUGCAAUCACUUUUGACCUCAAGGGUUCUGGUAUUGAUCUCACAGAUACGAACUCUGUAGCUACGCUGGAAGAGUAUUCGAAGCCUUUGAUUGACUAUCUACAAAAUCUUCCAGAGGAUGAAAAGGUCAUCUUGGUUGGUCACAGUAGUGGGGGUGCCUGUGUAUCUUAUGCACUGGAGCACUUUUCUCGGAAAAUUUCAAAAGCGGUUUUCAUCUGUGCUACUAUGGUGUCUGAUGGCCAGAGACCCUUUGAUGUGUUUGCUGAAGAGCUUGGUUCUGCAGAACAAUUUAUGCAGGGAUCAAAGCUUUUGAUUCAUGGGAAUGGGAACGAAAAGCCUCCUACAGGAUUCAUGUUUGAGAAAGAGCAGAUGAAAGGGUUAUACUUCAACCAAUCUAAUACGAAGGAUGUUGCUCUGGCCAUGGUUUCCAUGAGACCUAUCCCACUAGGUCCGAUCAUGGAAAAACUGUCUUUGACGCCUGAAAAUUAUGGAACUAGCCGGCGGUUCUUCAUUCAAACACUAGACGAUCGGGCACUGUCACCAGAUGUCCAAGAAAAGCUAGUGAGGGAAAACCCACCGGAGGGAGUGUACAAGAUAAAAGGGAGCGACCACUGCCCGUUCUUCUCAAAGCCACAAUCAUUGCACAAAAUGCUGGUGGAAAUUGCUCAAAUUCCGUAGCUUCUUCACAAGUAUCACGAAUGGGAUUCCUUUAUUUUACAUUCCAGUUACAGAACAAAACAUAGAUGAUUGAACAGUUCUCUACGAAGUCGAAGGCCAUAGUUGUAUGUAGAACACGGCGGCCGAAUUGGAUCCUUCAAUUUCUUUUUAGUUAGCAUAUAGAUCAAAAGAAAUUCUCUGGUUA